Molecule: messenger RNA, 2800 nt
Organism: Salvelinus namaycush (lake trout)
Lineage: Eukaryota; Metazoa; Chordata; Actinopteri; Salmoniformes; Salmonidae
Product: CMP-N-acetylneuraminate-beta-1,4-galactoside alpha-2,3-sialyltransferase-like
Exons: 11
Coding region: 211-1305 (364 amino acids)
Molecular function (GO): sialyltransferase activity
Source: RefSeq, a predicted model, not a curated record
GUUGGGUCUACUGUGUUGUGUGUGCUGAUGGUGCAACUGUACAGUGACCGCUAUUUACCUUUUGAGGUGGGUUACACAUACACUCGCUGUUGGAUAUCAAUUUGAAAUUGACGCCGGAGAUGGACAGCUAGCUCGCAUAUAAAGACGAAAUGUUUAUCUUAGCUAUCAGUCACUUCUGGGACACGCAUCAUCAAAGAAACGUAGGAGGUGAUGAGAAUCAUGAAGCCAACCCGUCACCUGCUCCUGGUGCUUUGUCCCAUGGUGGUCCUGGGCUUCCUCUACUACUCCUCUGGGAGACUGCACCCCUGGGGCUGGGGACAUAAAUCACUGUAUGACAAACAGGGAUUCUUGCUGAAGUUGGAUGGUAAUCUGCCUUUGGAGCUGAUGUACAAGUAUGGCAAUCUCAGCGAGGGAGUCUGCAAACCUGGCUAUGCAGCUGCCAAGAUGACUGCCAUUUAUCCGAAGUUCACUAAACCAGCCCCCAUGUUCCUUGAUCCGAAUUUUAGACGAUUCAACAAAAUCAGCAAAUUCUUCCCACCUUUUGGAAUAAAAUUGCAAGAAAAGAUCAUAGAUAAUAUUCUGACAGCCACAAAGAGCUAUGGUCUGGAAGAUGAGCUGGACAGUCUGAGUUGUAAAAAGUGCAUCAUCAUGGGAAAUGGUGCUAUUCUGACCAACAAGUCUAUGGGUGCAAGGAUUGACGAGUACAACGUGAUUGCAAGGUUGAACGAGGCUCCAGUGAGUGGCUAUGAGAAAGAUGUGGGCUCCCGGACCACUAUUCGUAUCACCUACCCAGAGGGAGCCAUCCAGAAGACUGAACGCUACGAACAAGACUCCCUCUUUGUUCUCUCUGCCUUCAAAGCUCUCGACUUCAAAUGGCUGCGGUCCAUGAUCUUUAAAGAUAGGCUGCAUAGUACAGAUGGGUUCUGGAAGUCUGUGGCCCGUCAUGUCCCCAGGGAGCCCAGUGAGAUGAGGAUCCUCAACCCUUACUUCAUCCAGGAGGCUGCCUUCAGGUUCAUUGGCCUGCCACACAACAAGGGACAGAUGGGGAGAGGGAAUAUUCCGACACUGGGGACUGUUGCCAUAACAAUGGCCCUCCAUAACUGUGAUGAGGUAGCCGUGGCUGGAUUUGGUUAUGACAUGAGUACCCCCCACGCCCCCCUACACUACUACGAGAAGAUCAGGAUGGCGGCCAUCAAACAGUCCUGGACUCAUAACAUUUCUAAAGAGAAGGAGUUCCUGAUUAAGCUGGUGAAGGCCGGGGUUAUACAGGACUUGACCCAUGGGAUCUGUGGCUCAGGGUGCUGAUGACAACAUCCAGCCAAUCCCAGAUCACAGAGAGAUAUGGAGGAGAAACACAGGGGCAGCAUUGUGAAGUCCUGCUCUGUUCCCCUCAACCUAACCUUCACCGCUGGCUGAGGCAUACUGUUGUCAGGACAGAAGUCUGGUGAAGGGUUCUGAAGCGUUCCUAUCUCUGACAGAAGAUAACUGUGGUAGAUGGCAUCUUCACUGGACUUCCUUGGAGAGAUAGAACUAUACACAACACUUUAGAAUACUCUAGAACACAGAGAGCUUGAACUCUGUAGAACACAGAGUUAUACUGUUCUAUUUUAUGAUUUGCUGCAGUGUGACAAUAGUUUUAAGUUUUAUUAGUCAUAUGUAUGGGAUACACAUGGUAUACACCGUCGAACUAAAUGCUUACUUGCAAGUUCCUUCUCGACAAUGCAACAACAAUAAUAAAUAAUAAAUGAUAAGAACAUGAACAUAAAGUAAAUGGCUCAGUUGAAUAGAAUAUAUUUAUUUGUAUAAGUAUAGUACAGGAAGGCACAAUUUAUAGUCCAGUAUUUACCCGUGUGUUUUGGGGAUUUGGGGGCAAGUGUUUAUAUUGUGCAGUAUUUAGCAAUCGUAAUAAGAGUCUGGUAGCAGCAUUUGUGGUGUUAUGUGCGUGAGCGAGUGCGCUAAGGUGACGAGAAUCAGAGCAGGUGGUCAGUCAAGUUCAAGUGUUAAGCAGUCUGAUGGUUGGUAGAUACAAAUUGUCACUGAGCCUGUUGGUAUCAGACAUCAUGCUCCGAUACCGUCUGCCUGACGGUAAGGGAGUAAACAACUUGUGGCUGGGGUGUGUGGGGUCCUUAAUGAUGCCUGGAGCUUUCCUCAGGCACCGUUUCGAGUGGAUGUCCUAGAUGGGUCGGAGCACGGUCCCAGUGAUGUGGUGGGCCGUCUUCACCACUCGCUGGAGGGCCUUGUGGUUGUGAAUGGAGCGAUUCCUGUACCAGUCCGUAAUGCAACCGGUCAGGGCACUCUCGAUGGUGCAUCGGUAGUAUUUGGAGAGGACCCGGAGUGACAUGCCAAAUUUCUUCAGUCGCCUUAGGAAUUACAGACGCUGACGAGUGGUGGUGUUGUUGGUCCAUGACAAGUCCUCUGUGAUGUGGACACUGAGGAACUUAAAACUGCUGACUCAAUACAGUAUCAUGAAAAGAUGGACUGAGAAUAUCUUUGGAGGAGGAAGAAGUGAAUACCUCUGCUCAUACAGUAUACUUGAAUAUAUUCAGUCACCACAUACGCAUCUUAGAAACUGUUGUUACUGUUCUUAAACUGUUAUUUUCAGAUCUCGUAAUGGCUGCGGUGCCCUCUUUAUCUGGGCUUCGUCAUUAUGGGAUGGUUGACGUCGGGGUAGCAAAUAAUGCGCAUACAUAUUCUGCUUUUACUGUAUCAGGAAGCAGAGAUGCUCAUGACUGUUAGAAGCCCUCCACAACUUCCUUCCUCCCCCCUUUUAAGAUGUAUUACAAUUAUUUACCUUUAAAGA